Molecule: messenger RNA, 1580 nt
Organism: Bombyx mandarina (wild silkworm)
Lineage: Eukaryota; Metazoa; Arthropoda; Insecta; Lepidoptera; Bombycidae
Product: U2 small nuclear ribonucleoprotein auxiliary factor 35 kDa subunit-related protein 2-like
Biological process (GO): mRNA splicing, via spliceosome
Cellular component (GO): U2AF complex
Molecular function (GO): RNA binding; metal ion binding
Source: RefSeq, a predicted model, not a curated record
ACACUUGUAUACAAUCAUCUGUGUGUAAUAAACAGUAAUAAACUGUAUUCGUAUUAAUUUUUAUUAUUGUUUCGCAAUAAUAAAUUGUUAAUAUUCGUAUUAAUCAUACACCAUUACCGCUACAAUUAGGAAAAAAAAAACACGAAUAAAAAUCACUACUGCGCCUUCGUCGGAUUAUUUGAUUGGUGCUAUUUGUAAUUUGUUUUCUUCUCAUCGCAAGCUAAUGCAAUUAUGAUUGACGAUGAUCACGAUACGUAGAAUGCUGAGCACUAGCAACUAUAGUUAUUGCCUAGUUGCUUGCUAGGUGCUAGGGUUAACUGCACCAACGAAACAGCACAGUGAAACGCAGUGUUUGUUUUAUUUCUCUCUAAGAGUUUCUUUGCACUAAAGCUGUCGACAACACGUCACAAUAAUGGGAAGGCAUUCAGAGUGGAGGAGAAUUGCAAAGCGUCAAAGAAGACGUAAAAUAAGAGUACAACAAGCACAAUUAAGAGACUCAAUUCUGGAGGAUUCUGAUUUACAAGCACAGCAACAAAUAUUAGAUAACCUAAUAGAAGAACAAAUAAUAUUAUCAAAUAAGAUUGAGAACGAGAAAUGGUUACAAGCAGAAAAAAAUUACAUGGAUAAUUGGGAAAAACUUCAGCAAUAUAAAGAAAGAUUGUUGCAGGAAAAAAUGGAACAAAAAAUCAAAUUAACACUUGAAUGGGAAGCAGAAAAAGAGAGACGGAAAAUAGAAGAAGAAAAAUUAAAACAAAUUAAAGAAGAAAAUAUGAAGAAACAUCAAGAAUUUCUGGAGAAUUUACAAAAGUUUAUGGCGGGUGAUUCGUGUGAACCUCCUAAAGAGUUGAAUUAUGUGUGUGAUACGCGACCGGGCGCCGAGAUGUGCACAUUUUUUUCUAAAACUGCGACAUGUCGGUUUGGGGACCAGUGUUCAAGAAAUCAUCAAUAUCCAAGUAUAAGCAACGUUUUGUUGGCCAAAAAUUUUUACGCUCAUUUCGGUCUCGACAAUAUGUUUGAAAAUAAUGAAUAUGACGCUGAUAUUAUGUUAGAAUAUGAUGAAAAUGAAACUUACAAGGAAUUUGAAGAAUUCUUCUGUGAUGUUUUGACAGAAUUCGAAAAAUUUGGAAAAAUAGUGCAAUUUAAGGUUUGUAAAAAUUACGAAAAACAUCUUCGUGGUAAUACGUACAUAGAAUAUGCAGAUUUACGAUGUGCGGUGGCUGCAUAUAGGUUUCUGAAUUCACGAUGGUACGGCGGUAGGCAACUCUCCUUACAGUUCUGCAAUAUUCGUUCAUGGAGAAAUGCUAUAUGCGGUCUUCAGGCGAAACAGCGAUGUCAUAAAGGGCGCUCAUGUAACUUCUUACACAUAUUCAGAAAUCCCAAUAACUUAUUUUCUUUACAAAAAUUACCUGAAGAAAACUAUAUUCCUAGACGACGAACUCCUCCCCGUUCAUGGAGGUGGUCAGAAUCCCCAGAAACUGAAAUACCGAAAGACACCAAAUCUUCAAGAGAAUCAAACGAUGAAGAAAAAAAGAAUAGAGAAAGGCGUCGAAGUCAUAAAAGAAAACUCAGAAAAGACUAAA